AUGCAAAUUAAUUCAGUGUUAUGAUGCGCAUAUGAUGUCAGUACAUUAAUAUAUAAAGUGAUAACUCUUUGCUCUAAGCACAGUGCCUUCUAAGCAAAGGAAUUGAUAACAACUUCAUCAAUACUCUUACUUACAGAUCAAAAUGAGAUCCUUCCUCCUCGCUACAUUCGCAGCCUUGUUGGUUUGCUCUGUUUUUGCUAGACCUCAAGAAGAUAAAUAUACUAGCAAAUUUGAUAACAUCAAUUUAGAUGAAAUUUUGCAAAGCAAUAGAUUGCUCAACAACUAUGUAAACUGCCUUCUCGACAAAGGCAGCUGCACAGCAGAAGGAAAAGAAUUGAAAAAAGUCUUACCUGAUGCCUUAUCCAACGAGUGCGCUAAAUGUAGCGAGAAACAAAGAGAAGGAGCUGAGAAAGUAAUCAGAUUUUUCGUCAACAACAAACCAGAAGAGUGGAAGAAACUUUCUGCAGUUUACGAUCCAACCGGCGAGUACACAAAGAAAUAUAGCACCCAAAUUGAACAAGUGAAGAGAGGCGAACCCGUUACAGUUUAAAUUUCCAAAAAGAGAUUUCUCAAAAUAUUGGCAAGUCAUUUAGGAAUCAUAGUGUUAUUUUCACCUGUAGAUAUUUCUGUUUUUAAUAAUAAAAAAAAUGUAGUUGUAGGACAAAU
This is a messenger RNA of Ctenocephalides felis (cat flea), 666 nucleotides long. Its product is annotated as ejaculatory bulb-specific protein 3-like. The transcript has 3 exons. Lineage: Eukaryota; Metazoa; Arthropoda; Insecta; Siphonaptera; Pulicidae. The record is from RefSeq and is a predicted model, not a curated record. Bases 143 to 550 code for a protein of 135 amino acids.